Molecule: messenger RNA, 651 nt
Organism: Trichoderma virens Gv29-8
Lineage: Eukaryota; Fungi; Ascomycota; Sordariomycetes; Hypocreales; Hypocreaceae
Exons: 1
Coding region: 1-651 (216 amino acids)
Source: RefSeq, a predicted model, not a curated record
AUGGCCCCUACUCUCUAUAUCGCCGACGACACAUGCUCUCGCGCCGCUCAGUUGGUCGCAAACGAGCUUGGCAUUGAGCACGAACUGGUUCACUUUGAUGUGUUCGGCAGGACCACAUCCAGCGGCGAGAACUUUGCUGCUGUCAACCCUCUGCUCUACGUCCCUGCCCUGAAGCUGGAAAACGAGACCAAGGACGUCAUCUCCGAGACCAUCGUCAUCUGCUCUUACUUCGCUGACCAGAAGCCUGAGGCUGGCUUGAUCCCCGCCGCUGGCACCCUGGAGCGUGUCAAGUACGACCAGUUCCUCGUCCAGCUGGCCACUGAGAUUGCUCAGAAGCACAUUCCUCUUAUGCGCAAGCUCAUGACCCCUGAGGGAAUCGAAUUCCACUCCAACAAGCUCCAGAAGGCAUACAAGCUCCUUGACGACCGUCUGGCUAAGACCCCCUACCUAUUCGGCGACAGCCUCACUGUUGCCGACGCCUAUGUCUGGGGCACUUUCUGGAAUUCCCGCUCCGGUGUCGACCUGUCUAACCUCGAGAACAUCGCCGCCUGGAAGACUCGCCUUGAGGCUCGCCCCGCUGCCCUCAAGACGCUCAAGGAAGAGGCUGAGAUUGUCGCAGUCCACAAGGCCCAGAUCGCGGCCAGCGCUUAA